CGCCGCUCUUCGCACAUCUCACCUCAAACACACUCCCAGCUCGCACCCCGCCGCACUUGAUGGCCAUGUCGGACAACGAGGCUCCCGCCGCACCCAAGCCCGAGGGCGCCGACCAGCUCAACAUCAAGGUCAAGGACGGCGACGGCAACGAGGUCUUCUUCAAGGUCAAGAAGAGCACGCGCCUCGGCAAGCUGCGCAAGGCGUACGCCGAGCGCAUGGGCAAGCCCGAGAACACCGUGCGCUUCCUCUACGACGGCACGCGCGUCAACGACGACGACACGGCCGAGAGUCUCGAGAUCGAGGACCAAGACGAGAUCGACGCCAUGGUCGAGCAGCUGGGCGGCGUCCGUGCCUAAGCGCUCUGCGCAACGCCAUCUCGCCCGGGCCGCUCCUCGCACAAGGUCCGGUCUCGGCGCAGGCGAGAUCCACAGCGCUCGUGCGCUUCGCUGCGCCUCACACAUCGCCAAUGCAUGCUCACGAGGUAGUCGCAUCGUGCGCCGGGCAGCAAGGCCUCAAAACAUCAAUGCGCCGCCUCAUCGUCACGCCAGCUCCUGCGUCUCGGUCUCUCUCCCGCCUCACUCGCCGUACUACACAUCCGCGUGCUGCCUCGCUCGCGCGAGCCAGCACCCGUCCAUUCCCA
Messenger RNA from Tilletiopsis washingtonensis, 640 nucleotides. Its product is annotated as ubiquitin-like protein. Gene Ontology annotation, molecular function: protein tag activity; ubiquitin-like protein ligase binding. Gene Ontology annotation, biological process: protein sumoylation. The record is from RefSeq and is a predicted model, not a curated record. Gene Ontology annotation, cellular component: nucleus; septin ring. The transcript is spliced from 2 exons. Bases 60 to 356 code for a protein of 98 amino acids. Lineage: Eukaryota; Fungi; Basidiomycota; Exobasidiomycetes; Entylomatales.